AUGUUUCUAGACGGCGCUAUGGGUACCAUGGUUCAGCGCUUAAAACUUCAAGAAUCCGACUUUCGAGGUACGGAAUUUCUGAAUUGGUCUAAAGAUCUCAGAGGCAAUAAUGAUUUAUUGACCUUAACCAAACCCGACGCAAUUUAUACCAUUCAUCGCCAAUACCUUGAAGCAGGAGCAGAUAUGAUUGAGACCAACACAUUUAGUUCAACCUCAAUUGCUCAAUUGGAUUAUGCCUUAGAGAAUUAUGCAUAUAGACUCAACAAAGAAGGAGCUGUAUUGGCCAAACGAGCUUGUGAAGAUGUUGCAAAAGAGACGGGUGUGCCUCGUUUUGUAUGUGGCGCCAUUGGCCCAACCAACCGUACAUGUUCUAUUUCGCCCUCAGUUGAAAAUCCAGCUUAUCGAAAUGUCACAUUUGAUGAACUAGUCAUUGCCUAUGCAGAACAAGUGCGUGGAUUAUUAGAUGGUGGUGCUGAUAUCUUAUUAGUGGAAACAAUUUUCGAUACAUUAAAUGCAAAAGCUGCUUUGUUUGCUAUUGACCUUGUGUUUGAAGAAGACCAAAGACCCAAAGUGCCUUUGUUUAUUUCAGGUACGAUUGUAGAUCAAAGUGGUCGUACAUUAUCAGGUCAGACAGGUGAAGCAUUUGUAACCUCAUUGAACCAUGCUAAACCCGUUGCUUUUGGCUUGAAUUGUGCUUUGGGUGCUGAACAAAUGAAGCCAUUUGUUCAAAACAUCAGUCGAUUUACAGAUGCUCAUAUUAUCUGCUACCCUAAUGCUGGUUUACCUAAUGCCAUGGGUGAGUAUGACGAAAGCCCUGAAGCGAUGGCCAAGAAUGUGGAGCCAUUUGCCAAAGAAGGCCUUGUUACCAUUGUUGGUGGUUGUUGUGGUACAACACCUGAGCACAUUAAGGCUGUUGCUGAAGCUUGUAGUAAAUACAGUCCUCGUGUCAAGCCUCCUUCUAAAUCCAAUGUAAUGCUGCUCUCUGGUCUUGAAGUCUUGCGAGUGGAUGAAACCACAGGCUUCGUCAAUGUCGGUGAACGUUGUAACGUAGCUGGCUCUCGCAAGUUCUGUCGUCAUAUCCUUAAAAACGAAUAUGAAGAAGCACUGGCCAUUGCCCGCGCUCAAGUAGAGAACGGUGCUCAAGUGGUGGACGUCAAUUUUGAUGAAGGUCUCUUGGACGGUAAAGCAGCCAUGACCAAGUUUUUGAACAUGUUGGCUUCUGAUCCUGAUUGUGCUCGUGUGCCUUUGAUGGUCGAUUCUUCCAAUUUUGCUGUGAUUGAAGCAGGUCUUCGAUGUGCUCAAGGCAAAUGUAUUGUCAACUCCAUUUCUUUAAAGGAAGGUGAAGAAGAAUUUAUCAAGAAAGCCAAGAUUAUCAAACGAUUUGGUGCUGCUGUAGUUGUGAUGGCUUUUGAUGAAGUAGGUCAAGCUGCUGAAGCAGACCGAAAGAUUGAGAUCUGUACUCGUUCCUAUCGUAUUCUAGUGGACAAGGUUGGAUUCAAUCCUUAUGAUAUUAUCUUUGAUCCUAAUAUCCUCACCAUUGCUACCGGCAUGGAGGAACAUAACAAUUAUGCUGUUGAGUUUAUUGAAGCCUGUCGAGCUAUCAAGGCUACACUUCCUGGUGCAAAGAUCAGUGGUGGUGUUUCCAACUUAUCUUUUGCUUUUCGUGGUAUGGACAAAGUACGUGAAGCUAUGCAUUCUGUCUUUUUAUACCAUACCGUGAAAUCGGGUAUGGAUAUGGGUAUCGUGAACGCUGGUUUCUUGACAGUCUACGAUGAUAUUCCCAAAGAUCUUUUGAGACUUUGUGAAGAUGCUGUCUGGAACCGUGAUUCUGAAGUCACUGAAAAACUUCUGGAUUAUGCUAAAGCACAUUCAAAAGAUGCUAAAAAAGACGAAGAUUUAGAAGAAUGGAGAAAUUGGAGUGUGACCGAUCGUAUUUCUCAUGCUUUAGUGAAAGGCAUCAUGAAAUAUAUUGUGGAAGAUACAGAAGAGGCCCGUCUUGACAAGCAAAAGUAUCCCCGUUCUCUCAAUGUGAUUGAAGGUCCCUUGAUGGCUGGUAUGAAUAUUGUAGGUGACUUGUUUGGUAAAGGAAAGAUUGUAAUGAAAAAAGCGGUUGCUCACUUGGUGGAGUACAUUAAACUUGAAAAAGAGCAAGACAUGGCCUUGUCUGGAGAAACAGAAAUCAAGGGUAAUGGUACUAUUGUCAUGGCUACUGUCAAGGGAGACGUACACGACAUUGGCAAAAACAUUUGUGGUGUUGUUCUCGGUUGUAAUAACUACAAAGUCAUUGACUUGGGUGUGAUGGUGCCCUGUGAUAAGAUUAUCAGGACAGCUAUUGAAGAAAAGGCAGACGUGAUUGGUCUUUCAGGCCUUAUUACACCCUCUUUAGAAGAAAUGGUGAUUGUAGCUAAAGAAUGCGAGAAAGCAGGUCUCAAGAUUCCUAUUUUGAUUGGUGGUGCUACGACUAGUAAAAUGCACACGGCUGUCAAAAUUGCUCCUCAAUAUUCUGCACCUGCAAUUUAUGUUUUGGAUGCUUCCCGAAGCGUCCCUGUAGUUGCCAGUCUUUUAGAUGAAAACAUGCGCGAAGAAUUUGCUGAAGAUAUUCGUGAUGAUUAUGAUGAAAUGCGUGAGGAAUACUAUGAAGGUUUAGAAGAACGUCGUCUGUUGACCAUCGAAGCUGCUCGAGAAAAGAAAAUGGAAAUUGACUGGAUCCAACAUCCUCCCGCUAUCAAACCCCAAUUCCUGGGCACGAAAGUCUACGAUGACUAUCCCUUAGAGAAGUUAGUCGACCAUAUUGAUUGGAAUCCUUUCUUCCAGGUCUUUCAGUUGCGUGGUCGCUAUCCUAACCGAGGCUUCCCCAAGAUUUGUGAUGAUGAAAACGUAGGAAAAGAAGCCAAGCGACUCUAUCAAGACGCACAAGACAUGCUCAAGAUGAUCAUUGACAAAAAACGCUUGACGGCUCGAGGCCUUGUUGGCUUUUAUCCUGCUCAUGCUGUAGGUGAUGACAUUGAGAUCUAUACCGACGAAAGCUGUGAACAAGUAGCCGCUACUUUCUACGGUCUUCGUCAACAAGCUGAAAAAGAUACAGAAGAACCUUAUUAUUGUCUCUCUGAUUUUGUGUCUCCCAAAGCCUCUCACAUAUCAGACUAUGUUGGUAUGUUUGCUGUCAGCACUGGUUUUGGCUGUGAAAAGUUGGUAGAACAAUAUGAAGCAGACGGUGAUGAUUAUAACAGUAUCAUGGCCAAAGCCAUUGCAGAUCGUUUGGCUGAAGCCUUUGCAGAAGCAUUGCAUGAACAAGUCCGUAAAGAAGACUGGGGAUAUGCUUCUGAAGAGCACUUGUCUGCUGCUGAUCUUUUUGCUGUUCGAUACCAGGGUAUUCGUCCUGCUCCUGGUUAUCCUUCUCAACCUGACCAUACAGAAAAGAAAACAAUGUGGCAAUUGGGAGAUAUUGCUGAAAAGACAGGCAUUACUUUGACCGAAUCCCUCGCGAUGGACCCACCUGCCAGUGUUAGUGGCUUGUUUUUUGGUCAUGAGCAGAGUAAGUAUUUUGCAGUUGGCAAGAUAGAAAAGGAUCAAAUUCAAGACUAUGCUGCUCGUAAGGACAUGGAUGUCGAAACUGUUGAGAAAUGGUUAGGCACUAUUCUUGCCUAUGAUCACUAA
Molecule: messenger RNA, 3657 nt
Organism: Gilbertella persicaria
Lineage: Eukaryota; Fungi; Mucoromycota; Mucoromycetes; Mucorales; Choanephoraceae
Product: methionine synthase
Exons: 10
Coding region: 1-3657 (1218 amino acids)
Biological process (GO): pteridine-containing compound metabolic process
Molecular function (GO): zinc ion binding; methionine synthase activity; cobalamin binding
Source: RefSeq, a predicted model, not a curated record